CCCUUUCUUUCUUCCGUUGCUAUCUUGCCCGGUGAGACGACUAUUCAAAUGUUUGACCGGAUCCAGCUGACAAAUUUUUUUGGGGUCACAAAAUGAAGGAAGCACGCCAAAAACAAUUCAACACGAUUUGCGUAGAUGGACACCUAUCUCUGAGAAUCAAACCAGUGAAACCACACCUCCCCUCUUCUUCUUCUUCUCCUCUCUCUCUCCCUCUCUCUCUCUCUCUCUCUCUCUAGAUCCGCUGCAUCUCCUCCCCAUCCCCUCCCUCACUCUCUCGAUUGUCCCUCUCUUACUCCCACACCGACCUAGCCACUCCGACACACCACCACCGCCACGAGCAGCAGCGCCGCACCUCUUAGCACCACCAGCGCACCACCAAGAGGUACAACCUCUACGAGAAAUGAACAUCGGCGAUUUCCUUGAUGAACAAUUUGCUUUUCAUUUGCCCAAACCGACCAAGCCGAAUUGCCUAAACUGCAAACCAAACCGGCCGGGGUGGGUAGUGCCGUAGGCCCUCACAAUUCGCUUGUAAGGAAUAAAAACAAGAAACAGAGGGGAAAACAAAAAACAAUGGAUGUUUCCGCCUUGCCCAUCUUCUCUCUCUUGUUCCUCCUCAUCUCUCCACCUUGGUUGAUCCACGCCCAGCAGCCUUACGUUGGGAAGGCCACAACCGCAUGCGACAUCGCAGACAACUCCGCUUCCGUUCUGGGAUACACCUGCAAUGGCCUAAAAACCACUUGCCAAGCUUAUCUCACCUUCAGAUCCCAAUCUCCCUACAAUACUGUUUUCUCCAUCUCUCAGCUUCUUAAUUCAGUCCCAUCACAAGUCUCUCAAAUCAAUUCAGUUUCUGAGAAUUCGACAAUAGAACCAGAUAAAUUGGUGAUUGUUCCUGUCAAUUGUUCUUGCACAGGUGGUGAGUAUUACCAAUCCAACACUUCUUAUAUUGUUGAGCCAGAUGAUACUUAUUUCACGAUUGCAAACAACACCUUUGAAAGCCUGUCGACAUGUCAAGCUCUUCAGUCUCAGAAUAGUGUUCUGGCCACUAAUUUGUCCACCGGAGAUAAGAUUUCUGUUCCAUUGAGAUGUGCUUGUCCUACCAAGAACCAGAGUGAUGAUGGCGUCAAAUAUUUGUUGAGCUAUUUAGUUGCACAGAAUCAAGAUGUUUCUUCCAUAAGUGCAAUGUUUGGGGUUGAUAACACGAGCACUCUUGAAGCCAAUGAGUUGUCAUCUGACUCCACUAUUUAUUUCUUUACUACCCUUUUAAUUCCUCUACAAACCCCACCAACAUAUUCUCAAACCCUAGCGCCGCCUCCGCCCCCUCCAUCUCCUCCACCGCCGCCUUUCUCUUUGUCGUCGAAUAACAGCUCCAAGAAAACAUGGGUGUAUGUUGUUGUCAGUGUUGUCGGUGUUGGUCUUUUGUUGGUCAUUGGGGGUAUUGUUUUCUGUAUAUUCAUUCGCAGAAAAAAUAAGAAGAAGAAGCAAGCUUCUGCUUCGGUUAUUACAUCGCAGAGUUUUGAGGCAAUUGAGAAACCAGAGGGGAAGAACAAGGUUGAGGAAGAAGAAUCCGCAGAGUUUCUGGAGAGUAUAGCCGUAAUUGCUCAAUCCCUUAAAGUGUAUACUUUUGAGGAACUCAAAUCCGCAACGGACAAUUUCAGUCCCAGUUGUUGGAUUAAAGGAUCUGUUUACCGCGGUACAAUCAAGGGUGAUUUUGCUGCCAUUAAGAAAAUGGAUGGAGAUGUGUCACAGGAAAUCAGUGUGCUAAACAAGAUCAGCCACUUCAAUCUCAUAUGUCUAUCAGGUGUCUGUUUUCAUGAUGGACACUGGUAUCUUGUUUAUGAAUAUGCUAACAAUGGACCCUUGAGUGACUGGAUUUACCACGACAACAUCGAUAAGAGAAUUCUGAGUUGGACACAGAGGAUCCAGAUUGCUUUUGAUGUGGCGACGGGGCUUAAUUACAUUCAUAACUACACCUCUCCUCCUUAUGUCCACAAGGAUUUAAAGACCACCAAUGUUCUUCUUGAUAGCGAGUUGAGGGCUAAGAUUGCCAACUUUGGUCUAGCGAGGUCAGCUGAUGGGCAAGAAGGCGAAUUUGCCUUGACAAGGCAUAUUGUUGGCACAAAAGGGUACAUGGCUCCUGAGUAUUUGGAGAAUGGAUUCAUCUCCACAAAGCUUGAUGUUUAUGCAUUUGGGGUUCUGUUACUUGAGAUACUUACUGGGAAAGAAGUUUCUGCGUUAUAUGGAGGGGUAAAUGGGCAUUUGUCAGAUGUCUUGAGUCCUGUGAUUCAUGAGGAAACUGGCAAGGAGAAGUUGGGAGAAUUUAUGGAUCCUUCUCUGGAAGAGAGUUAUCCCGCAGAACUUGCUGUUUUCGUUGCUGGAAUAGCUGAUAGUUGCAUAAAGAAUGAUCCGUCUGCCCGCCCAGGCAUGGCUGAGAUUGUGCAGUCCCUUUCAAGAAUUAUGACCACUUCACUCAAUUGGGAAAAGUCAAAAACCGUCUCAGGCUACCACAGUUUCACCUAGAGCUUCAAGAAAUAACAAAUGCAAGGCUAAGUACAGUGCAGAUCUACAUCAUCCGCUUCUUAUCGCAAGGUCAAAGAAUCCUCUGUUGGUUUUCACGCAAUGGUGGCCCAAUUCAACUGCAGUCUUUUUCAAACUGCUCAGCCAAUCUACGUCGCUGGGGAGUUUUGAAGAUUCCUCUCACGUCCUACUUCAACAAAUAUGUUCUUCAAAAUUGUAUAUUCUUAUGUUUGCUAUCACCACGCCCAUAUUUAAGUUAUCGCUUUGGUUGUGAAAGAGAGAUCUCGAUAAAGAAAUUUAAAAUCGAAGUGGGUAGUGUUUUCUGUUAGCGAUACUGAUCAAGAGGCAGGCUCCAGAUCACUCCACACUGAAUGAUUUUCCCUCAGUAGUCAGUUUGUUUGUUUUAGGCAGAGUUUUUUCCAUUUCU
This is a messenger RNA of Rhododendron vialii, 2941 nucleotides long. RefSeq names its product lysM domain receptor-like kinase 4. Lineage: Eukaryota; Viridiplantae; Streptophyta; Magnoliopsida; Ericales; Ericaceae. The transcript is spliced from 3 exons. Bases 571 to 2517 code for a protein of 648 amino acids. Gene Ontology annotation, molecular function: protein kinase activity; ATP binding. The record is from RefSeq and is a predicted model, not a curated record. Gene Ontology annotation, biological process: protein phosphorylation.